CCGAAGAAGAAGAAGCAGAUGUAAACAGGAAGUGCCACUUUUUACGUCCCCCAGUCGACGGAAUCAUUUAUCUGUAAAAUAUCUACUUUAUCUUUAAUUACCGGCCACAGAAGAAGUUUCAACGUUUCAGUUUUCAUCAUAACUUCCGCUGUUUGGUGUUUUUGUGGUUUAUUGGCAGUAAUGUCGCGUUCAGGGACCUCAGGAGGAGAAAUGACCAACGCUCAUUUAAUCCAACAGAUGGCGCUGCUGCGCUGGCUGUCCUCUCAGUCUGACGAGGACCGGACGAUUCUGACGGCAGUGACGGGCAUCCAGGUCGGCAGAGAGCUCCUGAACCGGAUCACCGGCCAGGACGAAGUGGAUGCCUACAAGAGAGAGUGUAUCCUGAGUAUCUCACAGUUCCUCCGUGAGAACCCGCGAGCCUCGCAGGCCGUCAUCAACGCCGAAGUGGAGAAGAGAGUUCUGGUCUUCGCUGCUCGAGUCAGAGCUCUGGAGACGGCUCCGAUACUCUGAGUGAACCAGCGGCAACAGCUCGGUGUUUGUGUCACUAACCGCUAUGAUUAAAUACUGCAUCAACCAAACUAUUAAUUGGUCUGAAUAUAAUCUCAUAGAUCAUUUUAAAUGUAUUCUUCUUUUAUAAAUACCUUUUUAUUUGUUGUUGCAUGUUUAUUUGUACGUAUUCAUAAUUUCUACAUCUGGAAACUGAGGUGUGGUUCUCAUGGGGAACUCUCCCUGAAGUGGGAUGAAGCAUUUUGGCUCUUGUGUGGAUAUUGUCUGAUUCUUGUAUGUCUGUAGUAGGAGCUGAUCAGCAGUCUGCCUUAUUGUCAAUGUGUUCAUUCUUCACCUUAUCUUAUAUCUUUAUACUUUAUUGUACGUUCACAUGUUUGGACGUAUUUCAGUGUGUGUCUGAACCUACAGGGUGAAAGUUGACCCUGUGAGGUUUGACAUGUUGAAUAAAUCAGUUCACCUGUUUCACCAAACUCACGUCGUCUGUUCUGUUGCAGCUGAUCCCUCAACAACCUCCUAAUCACUGCUGAUAGUCAGUAAGGAGGCUCAGUCUGGACCUUAUAGAGUGGUAAUACUACAAGAAUACUCUCUUAAUGACACUUAAUAAAAGCCUAUUCUUAUGUAACAAAACUACAACAGAUAACUCUAAAUCCUCUGCAUUAAUAACACAAACUCAAUCAGUGAGCUCUUAACUUUGCUCAGUGUAGCCUGAACGAUUAAACUUGUUUUUAACUUGAAUUUAAAUCUUUUAUAAUGUUUUUAAUGAUCGUAGUUUAAUGUCUUGAUCAGUGAAUAUGUAACUUGCUAUGAAUCAGCAGAGUCCUGUUGAAGAGACUGUUAUCAUGAGGUUGAACUCUGACCUCUGGUGGUGUGUAUGACUUCAUAAUAAAAGCGUGUUCCAGUGAAA
This is a messenger RNA of Dicentrarchus labrax (European seabass), 1411 nucleotides long. RefSeq lists its product as uncharacterized. The transcript has 3 exons. The record is from RefSeq and is a predicted model, not a curated record. The coding region runs from base 181 to 510 and encodes 109 amino acids. Lineage: Eukaryota; Metazoa; Chordata; Actinopteri; Moronidae.